This is a messenger RNA of Dama dama (fallow deer), 705 nucleotides long. Its product is annotated as fibroblast growth factor-binding protein 1. Bases 1 to 705 code for a protein of 234 amino acids. NCBI's taxonomy places the organism in Eukaryota, Metazoa, Chordata, Mammalia, Artiodactyla, Cervidae. Gene Ontology annotation, molecular function: growth factor binding. The transcript has a single exon. Gene Ontology annotation, biological process: cell-cell signaling. The record is from RefSeq and is a predicted model, not a curated record.
AUGAGGACCCACAGCCUCACCCUGCUCUCCCUCCUCCUUCUGGCUGUUCCGAUGCUCUUGGCGGAGGCCAAAAAGGAAGGAAGGAAUAGACACGGCAGCAAAGCCAAUGCAGAUGAAGUGCAUGCUUUGGGCAAGCCUGGGAAGGAGCCGAGGAGCCAGCCAACCAAGCACCCAAUCAAAGGUAAAUUCGUCACCCCGGACCACGCUGACUGCAGAUGGAUGGUGACCGAGCAGGAGGACGGCAUCGCCCUGAAGGUCGAAUGCACCCAACAGGACAACACGUUUUCCUGUUUCUUCACUGGCAAUCCAACCUCAUGCCUAGAGUUGCACAAAAACAACGCCUAUUGGAAACAAAUUGGCCGGAACCUGCGUUCUCAGAAGGUCAUCUGUGGUGAUGCCAAGAGUGUCCUGAAGACCAGGGUGUGCAGAAAGAAGUUUCCAGAAUCGAAUCUCAAGCUGGUGAACUCUACUCUGAUUAGGAUCAAGAAACCCAGCCAGGAGUUAAUGGAGCUCUCUCCCAUGGACAAGGUUGAAGUGAUUACCUCCCCCAGCCCAGAAAAGACCCAGCCCGUGGCCACCAAAGACCCUCAGUGUCUGGAGGAAGACUUGGAAAACCAAAGGAAGGCAGCCCUGGAGUACUGUGGGGAGACCUGGGGCUCUUUGUGCAAAUUCUUCCUCUCCAUGGUACAGGGCAGUUCAUGCUAA